Tachysurus fulvidraco (yellow catfish) is the source of this 2848-nucleotide messenger RNA. RefSeq names its product urotensin-2 receptor 5 (gene uts2r5). The record is from RefSeq and is a predicted model, not a curated record. The transcript has a single exon. Gene Ontology annotation, biological process: blood vessel diameter maintenance; neuropeptide signaling pathway; regulation of blood pressure. NCBI's taxonomy places the organism in Eukaryota, Metazoa, Chordata, Actinopteri, Siluriformes, Bagridae. The coding region runs from base 427 to 1476 and encodes 349 amino acids. Gene Ontology annotation, molecular function: urotensin II receptor activity. Gene Ontology annotation, cellular component: membrane.
AGAGAGAGAGAGAGAGUCUCCAAAAGCGCACACGCACUCAAGGCACACAUCAGAGCUGCAAGCUGCAGAGAAGCUCCUUCUCUUCAAAUCCUCAGCAGGAUUUUAAUCCGUUUCCAGCUUAAAACCUGUGGAGUUUUGCUUCACCUUGUUUUGGGAGACAAAUAUAAAUACAGGAGACACUGAGAAAAUUGUUUGGAAGUAAAAUGCACACCAGGACCUUGUCUGGAAAGGUGAGCUGGAAACAUUUUAUGACAGCUGUGUGCUUUCUGUUCUGACUCGAGGCUCAUUCUGGCUGCUUUCACACUAAAUCAUUAUUUCGGAUUUUUUUGUGUCCUUAUUAGCAUUGUAAUAUACAAUGCUUCUUGCUACACUUCUUCCACACACAUCAGCAUUUUCUUAAAGCGUUGCUACUUGUUAACAUCAGCUAUGGGGACACGCGUGAACGACUCAAGCGUAUUUGUCAACGGGUCUUUGCCUUUUUCUGAGACCCCUGUGAUCUCUCAGGACAUGCUAAUAACGUUUCUCUUAGGUGCCCUCCUGGCUCUGAUGUUUCUAGUGGGUACUGCUGGAAACGUGUACACCCUGGUGGUGAUGAACAUUGCGAUACGAGUGAGCGGCACUAUGUACAUCUACAUCGUGAACUUGGCAUUAGCCGACCUUCUCUACCUGUGCACUAUUCCGUUUGUGGUGUGCACUUACUUCGCAAAAGACUGGUAUUUUGGUGACAUUGGCUGCCGCGUGCUCUUCAGCCUCGACUUCCUGACUAUGCACGCCAGCAUCUUCAUGCUGACCGUGAUGAGUACGGAGCGCUACGUGGCCGUGCUCAGACCUCUGGACACCUUCACUCGUUCCAGGCACUACAGACGCACAGUCACCUGUGCCGUCUGGCUCGUCUCCUUCGCUCUUUCUCUCCCCACCAUGAUCAUGAUCGAGCUCCGGACGAGCCUCCGAGACGGGCUUGAGAAGCGGAUUUGCCACCCCACCUGGCAGAUGACUGCCUACAAAGCCUACCUGACCAUCCUCUUCAACACCUGUAUCCUUGCACCUGGAUGCAUCAUCGGGUUCCUCUAUCUCAAGUUAGCCAGAACUUACUGGACGUCUCAAACCAAGGUGUUCUCCACCUCCAGAGUUUCAAGCAGGACUAAAUGCCACAAACAGAAAGUACUAUACAUGAUCUUCGGUAUAGUUCUUACGUACUGGGCAUGUUUUGUGCCUUUCUGGUUAUGGCAGCUGCUUAGCGUUUAUUAUUUCGAACAUGAGAAGCUCUCUCAUAAAACGAUGGUUUGCGUGAACUUCAUUGUGACGUGUCUGGCUUACAGCAACAGCUGCAUCAACCCUUUUCUGUACACGCUGCUGACCAGAAACUACCAGGAGUAUCUGAGAGACAGGCAGAAGUGCAGCACUGGGUUUAAAAAGAGAUUCCAUCGUUCAUCUCAGAGGUCUGUGUCAUCUGGGAGUCACCAGUUUACACUUUAAUGCCUGUAAGAAAACACUGAAGGUUUUUAUGCGCUGUGAACCUUAUUUCUAUCGUAGCUGACAUUCUGAUUGGAAAGAAUUUUCUGGAAAUUAGAUGACAUUUUAAAAGAAAGGAAAUGACCAGACCAGGAAAAGAAAAAAUAAAACCUUUACAGGAUGAACCACAGAAAAUAAUAGGUGUUUAAUAUAUUUUGGGUUUUUUUGUUGUUUUUUUUAGAAAAUGAGACUGAGGAUUAGGUGUGAUCUUGGAUGAAGCUUAAAAAGAAAAUUGUAAUAUUUCAGUAUUUUAAUGCAAUCAGGCAAAAUACUGUGAGUUGUUUUUAUAACUUGCCGGGAAACAGACAUAACAAUCGGUGUGGAAAUUUUAAGACGGUUUGGAUGUUAUUCAGAUGGUUUUUUUAGACUAUAGCUUAGAAAAUGUCUCCUUUUAGAAAUGAGGUACUAAUCCUACAGUUUUCUACUCAAAACAGAGAGUAUAAUACUGUGUACAGGUGAAGUGUGUUUGUGUAGCUUUAAAUUUACAUGCUUCCAUGAUACCUAAAAUACUAAACGACUGAUUUCCGGAAAAUUAAAGUCUCUGAUACUCCUGUAACUGACGACAUGUGAGACGUGACCAACAUGUGAUCACGUCUCAAUAACAAUAUUAAGGCUCCAUAAGCUACUAUUACACGGCGUCCAGAUAUACAGACAUCAGAGUUUUACGUGUCCAAGAGUCGAAUUGUGCGAAAGGUUAUAGACUGUAAAAUUAUAGCUUUUUGUAUGAUUACAUUAUUUUAUUAAACCUAACAAAAUUGAUUUAAAAGAUCCAAGAUGGAGAGAAUGUUUUUUAUCUGCAAAAGAAGAACGGUAAGAAUUUGUAGACAUGGAGAGUUGGAAAAGAGUGACAUAAAUUUCAAAAAGAAUUCAGAAAGAAAUCAAGAACUUCAUUGUAUUACAGUAUGUCGAAAACAAUUAAUGCCACUGUAACUAACUAAAGCUAAUGGCUUAAAAAUACACUGCUUUUCACUACUAACUGAAAAAAAUCAUACAUUUUUGUUUGCUGCUUAUUAAAACCGAAGAGAGAAAAAUCGGUCUCAACAUUUAAAUAUAUAUUUUUAAGAGUCCAGUGAGAUUCGGUUGUUUUUCGGGUGUUAAUUGGUUUUGCAUGUUGUUCUCUAUUGAACUUUUAUUGCCUUUUAUUGAAAACUGUCACAGUUUGUUGUAAUACUCACAUGCUUUAAAAGUGUUGUUUUCUUGUGCUCUUUAUUGCAUGAAGCUUUCAUUGGACAUUGGACUGUUCUGUAUACAUAAGCACAAAAUCUUCAGUCAGAAGAUUUAGAUCUGAAACUGUAAUGUUCAAAGAUUGGUUUUUAAACAUGUUUUAUUUUUUCCU